This is a messenger RNA of Meriones unguiculatus (Mongolian gerbil), 4634 nucleotides long. It is a transcript of the gene Rgp1, whose product is annotated as RGP1 homolog, RAB6A GEF complex partner 1. Bases 46 to 1326 code for a protein of 426 amino acids. Gene Ontology annotation, biological process: retrograde transport, endosome to Golgi. Lineage: Eukaryota; Metazoa; Chordata; Mammalia; Rodentia; Muridae. The transcript has 10 exons. The record is from RefSeq and is a predicted model, not a curated record. Gene Ontology annotation, cellular component: Ric1-Rgp1 guanyl-nucleotide exchange factor complex; Golgi membrane.
GAAGCACCCCGCAGGCCGGACCGGAAGGGGCUCCUCAACCCUGCGAUGCGACAAAGGAAGUCCCGCCUCUGUAGCGCCACUGACACCGCGGACGCCACCGAGCUCCGAGCCGGUCUCGGAGGGGCGGCCAGAUUUGGUUCUGGAGCUGCCAUGAUUGAAGUGGUAGCGGAGCUGAGUCGAGGUCCUGUGUUUCUGGCGGGGGAGGCUCUGGAAUGUGUGGUGACUGUCACUAAUCCCCUGCCUCCGACUGCCACUUCUGCAUCCAGUGAGGCUCUGGCCUGGGCCAGUGCCCAGAUCCACUGCCAGUUCCAUGCCAGUGAGAGUCGGGUAGCACUGCCACCCCCUGACUCUAGUCAGCCGGAUGUCCAGCCUGACAGCCAGACUGUCUUUCUGCCACACCGAGGUGAGAGGGGUCAGUGUAUCCUUUCUACUCCACCAAAAAUCCUGUUCUGUGACCUGAGGCUAGACCCUGGAGAAUCCAAAUCAUACUCUUACAGUGAAGUGCUGCCCACAGAGGGACCACCUUCCUUCCGGGGUCAGUCCGUCAAGUACGUCUACAAAUUGACCAUAGGCUGUCAGCGGGUCAACUCACCCAUCACUUUACUCCGGGUCCCUUUGAGAGUUCUUGUGCUGACUGGUCUUCAAGAUGUCCACUUCCCCCAGGAUGAGGCUGUGGCUCCAUCUAGUCCGUUCUUGGAGGAGGAUGAAAGUGGGAAGAAGGAUUCGUGGCUAGCUGAGCUAGCUGGGGAGCGCCUCAUGGCUGCCACAUCCUGCCGCAGCCUCCAUCUAUACAAUAUCAGUGAUGGCCGAGGGAAAGUUGGGACAUUUGGUAUCUUCAAAUCUGUGUACAGACUCGGCGAGGACGUGGUGGGGACCUUAAACUUAGGGGAAGGAACAGUAGCUUGUUUACAGUUUUCAGUAAGCUUGCAAACUGAAGAGCGAGUGCAGCCUGAGUACCAGCGCCGCCGCGGGACAGGAGUUGCCCCUUCAGUGUCCCAUGUGACUCAUGCCCGGCACCAGGAGUCCUGCCUACAUACAACCAGAACCAGCUUCUCCCUUCCCAUCCCUCUCUGCUGUACCCCUGGCUUCUGCACUGCCGUUGUGUCCUUGAAGUGGCGAUUGCAUUUUGAAUUUGUAACGUCCCGAGAGCCAGGAUUGGUCCUUCUGCCCCCAUUGGAAGAGCCUGAGCCUUCGACCUGGACAGGGCCUGAGCAGGUGCCUGUGGACACCUUCAGCUGGGACCUCCCCAUCAAAGUGCUCCCCACAAGCCCCACCCUGGUCUCCUACGCUGCUCCAGGUCCCAGCACCAGCAGCGUAACUAUCUGAAACUGCCUCACCUGCCCGCUGUGGCACUGGGUUUUCAAGACACCGAGAACUCAACACCUGGACUCGAGUGGGACCCGCUUUUCCCACCUGGGGUUCAGAACACAGGCAAUGAGAAACGGGCUUUCAGCUGGAGCGUUAAUUUAUUUAUUUGGAGUAAAUUGGCAGCUGCUAGUGGUUUCCCUGGAAGUGGCAGCAGCAGUGAGCAGCCAGCAUUUGGGUGAUCCUUUAGCUGGAGUGGGGAGCAGGAGCCCCAGGAGCAGGGGUGUUAGCUGAGCCCCAUUCUAAGUCGGGUCCUCCACCUUUGCAGGGCAGCCGAGGGUCAGAUUUUUGCACCAGGGAAAAUUGACAGCUUCCUGCCUCCUGGCGUACUUCACAGCCAGCAGGGAAAUCAAUGGGAUGCUGAGACCUAGAGAACCAAAGAUUGGGAGAGUCAAUGCAGUGAAAAGUCACCUCUACAGCCUGCCCUCCCUCCUCAGACCAGCCUCCCUGUCCUCCUUUAGUGUGCCCCAGCACCCCUAACAGCUCUCUAUUCCCACAGAAGGACUUCUUAGUGUUCUAAGCAGGAGUACUUCUCUCCAAUCUACCUCGACUCCCCUCUCAUUGGUGCCUUCACAUCUGCAGUCUCCUGAUACUCUUUUGUUUAUUCUUGCCUCACAGAAAUCUAGUUACUCUCUGGCCAUCCCCCAGUCACAUCAGAGGCAUUCCCCCUGGCCAUUCAUGGCCACUCACGUGUCACAGCAGCCCACACCAACAGGAUGCAGACAGGUGUAAAAUUGUCCCUGGCAAUGCUUCUGGCUCUCUCUCAAAGAGAAGUAUCUCCUCCAAGUAUCCUAACAAGCCAACCCACUUUCACAGAGGUGCCCCCUCUUUUCUCAUGAUGGAACGAGGCCUCACGGACUUCCGUCCUGUAAAGUCUGCAGGCUUGGGAAGUCGGUUGGGAUCAGACCAUGCCUGUACUCACGGGCCCUCUGACCCUGCACAAGUCACUUCACCUCUGUCGUCCAGUCUCCUCAUCUGCAAACAGAGUAGAAGUGCUAGCUCAUGGGCUUGUCACGAGCCAGCACACGGGGUGUUCUAAGCGCCAUCUUUGACCCUUGGCCCUGAGAAAAUAGCCAUGGAUUGAGGAAAGCUCAAAAUGCUGAAGACCGCUGUUCUGCACAGCCGAGGGCUUCUGUUGUGGAUUGCACUCUCCAGGCCAACUGCUGUCUUCCACAUGUAUUCUCCAAGGUAACCUACUGCCUCCUUCAAAAACAGAUGUGGCCCUGGGAAUAUUUGGUUUCACUCCUUGACAUCUGAAAUUCUUCAGACCUGGUUUGAAAGGUGAAGUUGCUGCUAAAGCUGCUUUUCUCACCUCAGUACCUUGGGAGGAGGGAUUGUGUCUUAUAUUCGGCUAACUUUAGGACUCUGUUUCUUCUUGUUUGGCUCCUGACCUCCCUACCCCCCACCCCCAUCCUCUUAUGUAGGUUCCAAGUCUCCUUUGUGACCACUUGUAAUAAUAGUUUAGCUGUCAUUAAAGGCCUUGGUCAAACUGGACUUUUCUUUCCCACAUUUCAAAGGCCCAACUGCUGUUCCAACUCUUCCUCUUCUGCUUGUAGGUUAUUGCUCUGGUUUUCAUUCAAGUCUGUAGUCCCAUUCACGUCACUGCACUCUCCAUCCUUAGCACAGUGGAUAUAGCGUGCUUCUGGCAGGCUUUUUCAGAAGCCACCCUGCCUGUCACCUCCUCAUCCAGCAGCCGUGGCAGCACACCUCUCUCCUCGUAGCCAUCUUCCUCCAAGAUAGCUUUUGCCUUGGCUGGGAUGUAGUUCGGUGAUGGAGUGCUUGCCUGCCAUCUCAAUGUUCUAGUCGCCAUUCCAAAAUUGAGUGAAAGAAAACAAGAUUUCCCUCCAGAGGGGUGUCAAGAAAGAACAAAGGAGAGCCUAUCAGAGGACACCCAGGUAGGCUCCUGAGUUGGGGCAAGACCUUGACCCCUUGCUAUCUUGACUGGAGAAGGGAUUAAAAGAGAUCAAGGUUAGAAGUCUGGUCAGUAGUUAACGUCUGGAACCUACCUGAAGGCUGAGCAUAGACUAUUUUCUGAAGUGACUAGAGACAACGCAAAUGGGUAUCUGCAGAUGGUGGAGGCAGUGGAGGUACUGGAAAUGUGACCUGGUGGGCAUUGGUGCUUGAGCCAUGCCGAACUGCAAGAUGAGGAUUAGCUUCUGGAAUGCAGAAGCAGGCAUGUGGCUGUGGGACCUUCAGGAAGGAGGCUGGGCUGAACAGGAUUUCUGUCUGAGGUUGCAUGGCCGUGUGGAGCUGGCUAACGGCCAGGGCAUUGGUGUGGAUGUGUCGGACGGUCAGUGGUUAGAGCCCAACUCACUUGAGUCCCGGGAGAUCAGCCUUUGGGGUAAGGGGCGGGGCAGGGGGUGGGGGGAGGGUUGGCACCGGCUGCUCUGCAGGGACGAGGAAAACAUCCGCUGGAGGUGGUCCAGACUGUGUUCCAGCAGCAGUGUAGGGCAGGUGUGCAGGGUUAGGAAGUGAGCGCUUUCCGGCUGAGUCACCCCAACCCUGACCCACUUUGCCCAGAUGGGAUGGAGCAUGGCUUUGGAGACCAUGACUCUAGAAGAUUUGGGGACUGGAGUCUGGGGUGGGGAUGAGAGGGUCUUGAAAAAGCUCAACGGAAUCAUGGGAGGGGCUAUCCAGCUGUCACCACAGUGCGAAAUGCAAGAGCUCCUAAAUUCAUAGCUUGUGGCUGAAUAUAAGCAGCGAGGCAGGGUAGAGCUGGGAAACGUGAGGGGAAGGGCACGGGAAAGGCCUACAAAGUCUUCCUAGAGAGGAAGGUCAAGGAAAACUGGGAGGAGGUGGUGAUGCUCAGGCCGUUUGGUUAGGCUUCUGAGAACAAGGCGGCCAAGUGUCCCAGCAAGUCGCACAGUGGGACAGUCCAGUGAGGCCUGCAGGAAGGAAGGCUCCAGGGAGUACCCAGGGUUAGAGUAUUUGGAUCUCUGCAGUAAGCAGUUCCUGGUUCUAAAGAGGCUUUCUGUGCAGGAGAAACUACGUUGGGAUUGCUUAGGUGGACUCUAUCCAUGCUGGGCUGUGACAGCCAAGGUAAAGGAUAAUGUAAAACACGGAAUUCUGUGUCUACUCUAGUCAACAGCUGUGCCCUCCGGAGUCAGGCCGAUGGGAUUGUUUCCUUGUAACCAGCCAGCACUGACAAGGCAGGAAGGUUGCUACAAGGAUGAGGAGGCCAGCUUGGGCUACAGAGUGAGACUUUUUUUUUUUUUAAACAAUUUGCUCUUACUAAAUCUUAAAAUCUUGAAUAAAAGUUGAAAAAUCAA